CCGCCGCUCAGGUUGUCGCUGCCGCUAUCGCCACCGUUGCCGCCUCCCUGCCGGCAAGUGUGUGAAGGAGCAGCCGAGGGCCGCUGCCGCCGCCAUGGGGAGAAAGUCGAGCAAAGCAAAGGAGAAGAAGCAGAAGCGGUUGGAAGAGCGAGCAGCCAUGGAUGCCGUCUGUGCCAAAGUGGAUGCUGCUAACAGGCUUGGAGACCCUCUGGAGGCGUUCCCAGUGUUCAAAAAAUACGACCGGAAUGGCUUGAACAUUUCCAUUGAAUGUAAGCGAGUAUCCGGACUGGAGCCAGCCACAGUGGAUUGGGCCUUCGACCUAACCAAAACAAAUAUGCAAACCAUGUAUGAGCAAAGUGAGUGGGGCUGGAAGGACCGAGAGAAACGGGAGGAAAUGACAGAUGACCGAGCCUGGUACCUCAUCGCUUGGGAAAAUAGUUCCGUCCCUGUUGCCUUUUCUCACUUCCGAUUUGAUGUGGAAUGUGGAGAUGAAGUCCUGUACUGCUAUGAAGUGCAGUUGGAAAGCAAAGUGCGGCGAAAAGGCCUGGGGAAGUUCCUCAUUCAGAUCCUGCAGCUCAUGGCCAACAGCACUCAGAUGAAGAAAGUGAUGUUAACAGUAUUUAAACACAAUCAUGGCGCCUACCAGUUCUUCCGAGAAGCCCUGCAAUUUGAAAUUGACGACUCUUCCCCUAGCAUGUCUGGUUGCUGUGGGGAGGACUGCUCCUAUGAGAUUCUGAGCCGGAGGACCAAGUUUGGGGACAGCCAGCACUCUCAUGCAGGUGGGCACUGUGGUGGCUGCUGCCACUGACUCCCAGAGCCACUAGCAAGUGAAAGUGCUGUCUCCUAAGGCCUGUCCUGGUCUCACGCUGCUUGCCAGGCACCCUCAGAGCUGUGGCCUCAGCCCUGCACGUGCCAGGCAGCUUCAUGAGGGUACAGAACCCUGGGGAGCAGUGGUCCAAGUUACUCCUCCACCUCUCUCCUGGAAGAGCAGAAUGCCAGGAGGGGUACAAGGACAGGGUGCUGUGGAGAAGCUGGCAGGACAGGCUGUGGCGCUCAUCCCCGCCUAGUGGCUGCCUCCCCACUCAGCUCUUUGAUCCUCGAGUGCAAGGCUCCCUCACUUCUGCAGCUGGAUUCCUGACAUUCUUUCUCUCUGCCCCUACAUGGACAAAUGGAAUGUUUAUACUCAGCUUUGUGACAUCCUGGGCUUGGGUCUGCUGGUCCUGAGGAUCUGACUCUGAGAUCUGGGUAUAGGGCGAGGCCUUAGGGAGACUUCCAUUCUGGUGGAUGGAGCACUCACGGAGACUGUGCAGCCCUCAUGCCAAGAUGUGGAGAGUUCUUCCCACCCAUGUUCUUAGGGAUGCACAGGGUGAAGUCGUCUCAGGGUGCCAGACGACUGGAGGAAGGCUGCCUCUCUCCAUCGCCAUCUGUGAGAGGGCUGAGAGGACCAAGAAGAGGUGUCCUAAGGAAUCUGCCAUGGGGACCACUGGUUCUCUGGGCUUUUGGUCUUUGCUGCAUUCUAAGCUUAACCUCUUGAUCUCAUGGCAUUGGCUCAAGCUUUGCAUUUAAGAAGGAAGCCAGAGGCCCUUCCUGUUCUCUCCAUCACCCCUCACCACUUUGUCCCCUGGCUCUCGCCUCCACCCCACAUACCUCUCUUAGUCUCAAGGGGAAGUAACAUCAGGGAGCCCCUCAUCUUCCCCCCAGAAGGACCCCUCAUUCCUGGUACAAUUGAUGUCAUUUCCUCUCACCUCUUGGUGCUGAUAGCUCUCUGAAGGUGGGGUGUUCUUCUUCUUCAGAGAGACCCAGCCAGCAGCAGGACCCUCUGCCUGUGCUCCCCAGCCUUGCCCCUUACUGCCUCAAUGAGGCACGGUGCCAUUCUGGAACAGCUUGGCCACUGCUCUGGCUGCAGCAGGAUUGUCUUCAGUGGCCCAAACAGUUGCUUUUCUCUCUCGGGUCACUCUGUGGUAGCAAGCUGGAACAAGGAGGAGAAGGUCUUCCUUUUCUCAGAGGAAAUAAGCAGAACUUAUACUCAUCGUGAACUCUUAAGUCUUACUCCUCUUUUCGAGAAGAAAAACCAAAUCCUCACCCAGAAAAAGCACUUAACACCUCCUCUUUGACUCUUGAGCUUUGUUUCAGGGAGUGUGGUGAAGAUUCCCACUUUUGUGCAGUGGCUCUUGUGGGAAUGUGUCAAUCCCUCUGACCUUGAGUCUGCUCACCCCCACCUCUGCCAUGACUGGCAGUCCUGGCAAAUUUCCCAGAGCAGUCCUUGCUUCUGACCUGGAUUCCUGCUUACACAGGGACCUGUGCAUACAGGACCUCUUGCCCAGUUUGGCCUCCACACUGAGUGCCCUGCUCUUGACCCCACUAGCAGUGGGAGUGGGUACUCCUUGGAGAGGGCCUGGCAGCUUUACACUGGAGUAAAUCUACCUUUGCCUCAUCUUCUGGCUCCCAGGGGAUUUUACCCCUUGUGAGAGUUGAAGUUGCUGGGAGGGGAUUGGUAGACUUCUACCAAGAAUCAUGAGACAAUAGAAGCAUGUUUAGGAAGUUUCUUCUCUGAUCCCUUUUGAAGGACACAGAAUGAUAAAUAUUUAUUGUCUUAGAUCAUGGAUUUCUGAUACCUCCCUCUCGAGGGGACCAAAAGGAGCCCCCAGUGUAAAUCCCAUGUAAGGUGAGUUCAGUGUGUGUUGUCUCUUUGCAGUCAUUGACACCUAGCACCAAGCCACCCACAGGGCACUCGGUAACAUGCCCUGUUCCCUCCAGCCUCUACAGACCUUGUCCUGAAGGGCCCUGCAAGAGGUAGUGCUGUGUCAGAGGGGCACUGACUGAGACUAGCAGAUCACUCCUAUGGGUGUUGAGCCCAUCAAUGUCUCAGACAUCAGUCUUCCUCCACCUGGAUCUUAGUUUUGAGAAACAGGCCUUUUGUACUAGGAUUUUUUUCUUUUUGGUUUGGGGCAUGUUAGAAUAUUUUUUAAGCUUUUUUUUUUAGUUGUAUCCCCACCCUAUUUCAUGUUAUUUUUGUUGGUGUCAAAUGUGUAUAUGACAUGUGUAUGGUUCUUUUUUAACCUUUCUGUAUUUUUUUAGAGGGAACUUGGAAGAUAAACUUCUUGAUGUAUGUAUCUUUUUCUUUAACAACUUGUUAUCACUGGAAAUCAAAGGGAAAAAGUGAUCUGCUUUUGCAUCAGUUUUAUUUGUAUGUCACUAAUAAAAGACAUUUUCUUCAGCUGCUGGGAAGGCUUCCAGAUGCCGGGGUGCCACGGGCAGCAUGCAUCAGGCCUAGACCCAAGAGGGCCCAGGGCUAUGCUGGCCCCACACCCUUCCUGUGAAGGCCUAAGGGUGUCUGGGGCAAGCAGCCAAAGGUGGGAACAGAGACCAAAUGCAUGUGUCUCUGCCAC
Molecule: messenger RNA, 3389 nt
Organism: Castor canadensis (American beaver)
Lineage: Eukaryota; Metazoa; Chordata; Mammalia; Rodentia; Castoridae
Gene: Naa40
Product: N-alpha-acetyltransferase 40, NatD catalytic subunit
Cellular component (GO): nucleus
Molecular function (GO): protein N-terminal-serine acetyltransferase activity; histone H4 acetyltransferase activity; histone H2A acetyltransferase activity
Source: RefSeq, a predicted model, not a curated record